Messenger RNA from Conger conger (European conger), 1797 nucleotides. It is a transcript of the gene foxq1b, whose product is annotated as forkhead box Q1b. The record is from RefSeq and is a predicted model, not a curated record. NCBI's taxonomy places the organism in Eukaryota, Metazoa, Chordata, Actinopteri, Anguilliformes, Congridae. Gene Ontology annotation, biological process: cell differentiation; regulation of transcription by RNA polymerase II; anatomical structure morphogenesis. The coding region runs from base 240 to 1226 and encodes 328 amino acids. The transcript has a single exon. Gene Ontology annotation, molecular function: RNA polymerase II cis-regulatory region sequence-specific DNA binding; DNA-binding transcription factor activity, RNA polymerase II-specific.
CUUUAGCGCCUCGUUAAUCACUUGGGUGCCUUAUAUUAUCUCUGUUAUAACUUCUGAAAACUGAAAGCGGUCUCCGCUUUCGCAGGGAUAUUGACAACGUUGCCUGGUUCUCUCUUCUUUUGCAUUCGAGCAAAACCCCAAGACAACGACUCCUCGCUGACAUCGCUAUAGGAACUCUGAAGUUCCCUAACUUGGACACAGACGCCUCGGAGGAAAGACAGCAAGCGGCAUUAUCAAAAAUGAAACUGGAAGUCUUCUCCGCCAGCCACUUUGUGGAGAAGCGGCUAGACGUGUGCAGUGACGCCGAAGGCAGUGUCUUAUCGCCCCUUUCGGGAGAGGAAGAGUUGGGCUCGGAUGGGGAUUGUGUGGCUAAUAGUCCCGCACCUGCCAUCGCCAGCGCUGACGGAAAGGGCAAGCCCUACACCCGGAGACCCAAACCGCCUUACUCCUACAUCGCCUUGAUCGCUAUGGCAAUUCGCGAUUCUACAACGGGGCGCCUCACUCUUGCGGAGAUCAACGACUACCUGAUGAAGAAAUUCCCGUUUUUCAAGGGCAGCUACACGGGCUGGCGGAACUCGGUCCGUCACAACCUGUCACUGAACGACUGCUUUCUGAAAGUGCUGCGCGACCCCUCCAGACCGUGGGGGAAGGACAAUUACUGGAUGCUGAACCCUCACAGUGAGUACACCUUUGCCGACGGGGUGUUCCGGCGCAGGAGGAAGCGGAUCAAUAAAAAAUCCACCAAGGACCAAGAGCCGCUGGAGUCCCCUGUCGCCGAGGACGCGUCACCCUGCUUCAGCAGCCCCUCGUCAAAAGACGAGAGCGCCGGAACCAAGUUCUCCAGCUCUUUCGCCAUCGACAGCAUCCUCAGUAAACCGUUCAAGAGAAAGGGUGGCUCGCCCGAGGUAGACGGUAGUCCCGCUGACAGGGCGAUGUGGCCCUGCAGCAAUCCGAUGAUGCCUUACGCAGUGAGCUACCCGCCCGCCGCCGUCUCCCACCUGCAGCCGAUGUUCCAGGUCAGUUCCGGUGGCGCGCACAUGCUGCAGUCGUACGGGCGCGGCUACUCUGAGCCAAUCCUGGGCUUGGAGCACAGACGGGACUUUCUCGCCACCUUUCCAUUGACUUCAGAAGGUUCCCCGCAUUCCGAGUCGUUCUCCCCGUCUCAAAUGGCCGCCCGGAGAAUGGGCAGCUAUCACCCAUUCAAAAUAGACUCUUUGCUUUCCUAAAUGCAGAAGAAGAAGAAGAAGAAGAUAUCCCGGGGAGAUAUUCUACUCUGAGCACUUUUCAUGCACUGUAUAUUUUUUAUUUAGACACAGAAUGCAUUUUAGUGCAUUAAUACGAAUCUGACGCUAUAGGCAGAUAACAUAGCCUAUGUGUCGUUGCUAUUACUAAUGACAAAACUUUCUCUGGUAAACGCAUAAUAAGGAAGAAGUAAAUAUUAGGGAAAAUAUUGUAAGUUAUUUCAUUCCUUGUGUCAGUUGGUUCGUAGGUCAUUUCUGUUGCAAACGAUGGCAUCCGUGUGCCAAAAUGUAUAAACACUCUUACUCUAUUUAUGUUUUGUAAAUUGUUGCCUUCAGGAAAAAAAGUUUGUUUUAUGACUGACUGCAAGAUGUCAUGGUUAAAGUAAUGUUUGAUAUUGUGACAAUGCUCGAAUCGGGCUGUACCCACAAUCGCAUACAGAUCCGUUUCGGAAAGGGCGGUUGCCUAUGUAAAACAGGGAAGUGUUGUUGUUUCCUUCAAAAAAAUGUGCAUGGGCGUUAUUUUUGAAUAAAAAAAACCUUUAGAAAAUCUGAAAAA